Molecule: messenger RNA, 516 nt
Organism: Mercurialis annua (annual mercury)
Lineage: Eukaryota; Viridiplantae; Streptophyta; Magnoliopsida; Malpighiales; Euphorbiaceae
Product: glutathione S-transferase U7-like
Exons: 2
Biological process (GO): glutathione metabolic process
Cellular component (GO): cytoplasm
Molecular function (GO): glutathione transferase activity
Source: RefSeq, a predicted model, not a curated record
CAUGAAGUGAAUCUACUCGGCACAUGGGCUGGUGGAUAUAGUCAAAGAAUAGAACUAGCCCUAAAAUUAAAAGGGAUACAAUAUGAAUUCAUAGAAGAAGAUCUGUUGAACAAGAGUUCUUUGCUUCUGAAUUCAAACCCAGUUCAUCAAAAAAUUCCUGUGCUCAUACAUAAUGGAAAACCAAUUGCAGAAUCGCUAAUCAUUCUCGAAUACAUCGAAGAAACUUGGGAAAAUUAUCCAAUCCUGCCUAAAGAUCACCAUGAUCGAGCCACAGCUCGUUUUUGGGCUAAAUUCGUUGACGAAAAGAGAACAGAUGCAUCACAGAAGAUGUGCUCAGUCGUGCAUUCGAAGUUAGACUUCUUUAGAACGUUCAAUAAAUCUAGAUUUUAUUAUUAGAUCUAGUUUUAGUCUACAAAUUUGGGUGACCCUUGGUGGUUAGUUUAGCCCUAGUCGAUGACUGUAUUUUUACAGCUCUCAUCAUUUUUUCUAGAAUAAUUGACUCAGUAUGUUGAGAAA